Cydia amplana is the source of this 821-nucleotide messenger RNA. RefSeq lists its product as uncharacterized. The record is from RefSeq and is a predicted model, not a curated record. The coding region runs from base 122 to 643 and encodes 173 amino acids. Lineage: Eukaryota; Metazoa; Arthropoda; Insecta; Lepidoptera; Tortricidae. Gene Ontology annotation, cellular component: aminoacyl-tRNA synthetase multienzyme complex; nucleus; cytoplasm. Gene Ontology annotation, biological process: positive regulation of DNA damage response, signal transduction by p53 class mediator. The transcript has 5 exons.
GCACAUUUUUGUGGUUUUGCUAUUCUACUGUAAUUUAUUUCCCUUUUCUUGAAUGAAAUAACUUUUGAUCCAAUUAAUAUAAUAAAGAAGGCAAUAUAUCCCAGAUAAUAUACACAGCAAAAUGAGCGCGUGUACCGUGGAAGUCGUGAAAAUACUUGGAAAAUAUCUCAACGUACCGGUUGGCACUGCUUGUUACAGUACGGAAAAGGUAUUGACUGCGGUAAUUAACAAGCAAAGUGUUGAAGGCUUUGCUACAAUAAUAAUGCGUUUAGCGUCCCAAAGCAGUGUACAAAUGACGCAAGAACAAACCUUGCUAUGCUACCAGUGGUUAGAACACAUCUCUAUGUACGCCAACCAGGCGGCGGCUAACCCGGCAUUUGCUAAGAGUUUUCUACAAGAUAUAAAUAAAGCUUUGCAGAUAAACACAUAUCUAACAGGACAAUCAUUGACCAUCGCAGAUGUGGCUGCCUACCAUGUUUUAUAUCCUUUACUGGAACGCCUAUCCAUUUCUGAAAGAGAGUCACUGCUGCACCUCUGCCGAUGGUCAAAGCACAUUCAAGCUCAACCAAAAGUGUGUGUCAACCGAUCACCUCUACCAUUGAAUACCCUGACCCUCACUACGUUAGCUCCAGCCGUGCAUUAGUGUUACCGGGGCGCCUUUGAACACGGAUGGGCUACCAGACCCAGUGUUUUCACAUCAAAUUAGAAAUAUGACGAAAUUUAAUUCCUCCUUCAUAUAUUUCCCAAAUCCAUUCUCGUAUCCAAACUACCCGGUUAUAGUGUACGCGUAAAUUAAAUAAAACUACAAUUGAGGUUCAGAA